CAUUAUUAAAUGAAGCUUUUUGUUUCAGUAUUUUUCUAUUUUUGUAUGGUUUUAUUUAGCCAUUUUAUUUAAAUCGUGAUCAUUGUUCAAUGUUGGCGUGGAAAUGUUUUCCAACGAUCGUCAAACUACAAUCAUUACUGAAGAAUCAAUAUCUUCGGAGUCCGUGUUAGAAUUCCAUUUUCAAAUCGGAUUCCACCGAGAGCCUGUUGCUAUCCGUCGAGCUGAACUGUCCGUUACUGCAUUAAAAGAAGCAGCUGUUGCCGUGCUUGAAAAACAGUUUCCCCAAGCUCAAAUAUGUCUAAGGUUGGCGCAACAAAUCUACCUUUUCCACCACCAUCCUACUUCCGAUAACAUCUUACAAGUUGUCAAGUCACCCGAGGAUGUAAGAGAAGGGUCUCUCAUUGAAAUCGUGCUUUCAUCCGAGUUUGGUGAUGAAAACAUGAAAAUACGCCCUCACACUUUAUCUGUGCAUUCCUACCGAUCACCAGCGUUCUGUGACUAUUGUGGUGAAAUGCUAUGGGGGAUAGUACGACAAGGACUUCGUUGUGACGGUUGUGGGCAGAAUUACCACAAACGAUGUGCUUACAAAAUCCCUAAUGAUUGCACGUUAGUUCGUAAACGAAAAGCAUCCGUGUCAACAUCGCUGCAAACAAAUUGGAACGGUGGUUCCACGCUCUCCUUGCAAGAUUCUGUGGCUUCCUCGGUGGUUAGUCUACAUCCUUCGCAGAGAUCGAGUCGAACUUACUCUUGCCGCCCGCUUUGGAUGGAGCGAUCACCGGCGAUACGUGUUCCCCACACUUUUCAGGUGCACACAUACACACGACCUACAGUCUGCAUGCACUGCAAGAAGCUUCUUAAAGGUUUUUUCAAGCAAGGCCUUCAAUGCAAAGAUUGCAAAUUCAACUGCCACAAACGAUGUAAAAAUGAAGUUCCCGCCAAUUGCCCAGAGGAAGAAACCAAAAACUCCGAGGCAGAUGGAGAAGACCUGAUGGACAGUGAUGAUGGAAUGGAAGUGUCGGAGGACCCUUUUGAUCCUCCGACUCCUAACAGAUCAAUGGAUGAAGACGAACAAACGGAGAAUAACAUGAUGGCCGUUGAAAGCUCGGACGCUCCAAACAUUCCGCUAAUGCGAGUCGUACAGUCCAUAAAACAAACCAAGAAACGGUCAAGCACGGUGCUGAAAGACGGAUGGCUUAUUCAUUUUACGAACAAGGAUGCAAUGUGUAAACGACACUACUGGAGACUUGACACGAAGUCCAUUACAAUGUACAGAUCAGAAACUGGAGCCAAUUAUUUCAAGGAGAUCCAGUUGAGUGAGAUCCUCAGUACAGUGAUGGUUAGUAGAUUACAACCUGGCGAACCUCUUCACUUCUUUAAGAUUCUUACAUCAGGGUUGGAGCUUCUGGUCAGGGAUGACACAGGGGAAAUGUCGCAGAACGUCAUUGAUUGGCAUACGAAGAUCUACCAAGCGCUUACACCAGUAGAUAAACAGCAAGAUUCGGCCGUUGGUGUAAAACGAAAGGUUUCAGUCAUGAUAUCGCUAACGAGGGACCCAGAAGAUUCAAAAGCCACCGAUAUUAGUCAAAUUUACCAAGUGUUUCCCGACGAAGUUCUCGGCUCUGGUCAGUUCGGGAUAGUCUACGGUGGAAAACAUCGGAAACGGUGCUUUGACGUUGCUAUCAAAGUAGUUGACAAGCUACGGUUUCAACAUAAAGAAGAAAGCCAACUACGUACUGAAGUGCAAAUCUUAGAGACACUUGACCACCCCGGUAUUGUGAAGCUCUUCAAUAUGUUCGAAACACCGGAGCAGAUAUUCGUAGUGAUGGAGAAGUUAAGAGGAGAUAUGUUGGAGAUGAUAUUGUCAAGUGAAAGAGGAAGGCUGCCCGAACGAAUCACCAAGUUUUUAAUAUCUCAAAUUCUUAUUGCACUUCGUUGUCUGCACAAGCAAAAUAUUGUUCAUUGCGAUUUAAAGCCGGAAAACGUUCUUCUUUCAAGCGACGACCCUUUCCCACAGUUGAAGCUGUGUGACUUCGGUUUCGCGAGAAUCAUCGGACAGAAGUCGUUCAGAAGAUCCGUCGUUGGGACGCCCGCAUACCUCGCCCCUGAAGUGCUUAGGAAAGAGUGCUACAACCGUUCAUUGGACAUGUGGUCGGUCGGCGUUAUUAUUUACGUUAGCUUGUCCGGAACGUUUCCUUUCAACGAGGACGAAGAUAUUAAUCAACAAAUACAAAACGCUGCUUUCAUGUAUCCUCCUAACCCCUGGAGUGAGAUGGGAACAGAUUCUGUAGAUCUAAUUGCAUCAUUACUACAAGUGAAGAAACGAAAACGACCGAGUGUGGACAAAACACUGAGUCAUAUUUGGCUGCAGGACUACCAAUGCUGGCAGGAUCUUCGGCAGUUGGAGAAGCAGGUUGGGAAGAGAUAUCUCACGCAUGAAAGCGACGAUGAGAGAUGGGAGAAUUACCGGAGGGAACACGAGAUGUGAGAAUAACCUUGGAAGGUUGAGAUGGGAGAUCGAGCUUCGUGAACUCAGGCAGAGGCGUGCCUUUCACUGUUUUGUAAAAUUAUAGAUGCCUGCCAUGCAGUAUAGUCUCUGUGCAAUGUAUGAUGAGAACUAACUAACGUGUGUGUGCCUUCUCGGGUGGCCAAUAAAACAUGUAGAAAAGCUGA
This is a messenger RNA of Ciona intestinalis (vase tunicate), 2670 nucleotides long. The record is from RefSeq and is a predicted model, not a curated record. NCBI's taxonomy places the organism in Eukaryota, Metazoa, Chordata, Ascidiacea, Phlebobranchia, Cionidae.